UCCCACCAACAUAUGAAGAAGCAGUUAGGCACAGACCAGCUGUGAUGUUUGAGCCUCAUGGUGGGAAUGCUGGUGGUCGCUAUACUCCACAUGGGCAUAGGAGUAGAGGUCAUCGAGUUGUUGUUCCAAGUGUAAGGCGAUCACGGCACCGGGAUAAUCCUGACAACAUAUCUUACCAGUCUAUUGGAUCGGCCCGACAGUCUUCUAGCACGUCACGAUCUAUGAGUAUGCGAAGUUGGUCAGCAUGUGAUAGUCUUGGAUCCACCGAUACAGUGGCUGUUAGUGACUCAACUAAUGUAACAGUUGAUACACAAAGCUCAGGAGGAACAAGUAGUGGUGCUUCACAGGCCCCCUCUUGCCGUGCCUUGGCUGGGUCACUUGCAUCAUUUGAUACAUCAUCUCAAGUAAACAAUGAGGGGGCUCCACUGCUUGAGGAGGCAGAGGGAGAUGAAGGUUGCGAUCACCGUGCAGAAGAUCAAUAUUCACUGUCAACUCGUGACUCAGACAGUUUGAAGGAUAAUGUAUCUCACACACGGUCUGUCACAAUCAGCUUACAAGAAUGAAUAGCACAAGCAUAUCUCAGUACCACAGCAUCAGUUGUGUUGUUGUAGGAUGUUGUAAUUAUAAUAUGUAGUAGAGUUAUAUGUAUUUACAGUCUAUGAACUGAUGAUGGAGUAGGUCAGUAAUAUCAUAGAUUUAAAUAGAGUCAUAAUUACCAAACUGUUGAUAGGUCACAUAACAGCCAAACAGAAGAGCAUGUGCUCUGGCAGUCCAUGCUUUUAGUUAAUUUUUGAGGUGAGCUUAAAGCUGUAAGAUAACUCUUAGUGAUCUGUGCAGUUUUCCCAGAAUUGCAUUAGUACAGUAUGGUAUUCAUUUAUUGGGCUUCAUUACUAUAUUGUGACAGUUGAAAAAGCUUAAUUCACAGUAAUGAUAUGAAGUGUUACAAAAUAGGAUUAAUACUCAGCCUCACCAAAGGUCUUGUAUAAUCAGACUUGUAGCUUUAGUAGGUACAGUAAACCCUCAAAUUAAGGGACCUCUUUUGGCCCUGAAAAAUUUUCUUCAUAUUAAAACCAAUUUCAGCAGUUCAGAAGUAUUGUCCUUAAGAAACAAAAUGAUGAGUGGGUAACAUAUAGACUGGGACACAGUCUUUACACAAGCUUUACAAAGUCCUACUCAUGUUUCACCUCCAAUUGCUUCAACAUCACAGCAUAAACAACCUGCCAUCAUCAGUGCCUCUAUUUACACAUUUCAGAAGAAUCUGAUAAUGAGGUUUCCCCUUCACCUCCACCUUUUGAGUAAUUACUACUAUAUAGUGAAUAGUAAUUUUCCUUUAUUUAGAAUAUUUUUUUUAUACAUUAAAACAAUACCAUAUGGUGCCAAUAAGGUUACAUUAAAUUGAGGGUUUACUAUAUGAGCAAUCUUGUGAAUGUAGUCAUUAACAAAUUCCAAAAUGACCUCUAGAUGGGGAGGGCCAGAUCUGAUUCACAGGUUACCUCAAGUAUAAGAUAUUGUUAGUUAGGGACUACAAUAUAUAUUUUAUGUUACUGUGAUAAUGCCCAGUGAUCUACUUUAUUUAUACUGUGAUAAGUUUUCCUCAUGUAUUUCUUGAACUAUCUUUUGAGUAUAUUUAUCAUUACUGCAAGUUAAUAUAGAAUGACUGGGGAUAUUAGUAACUUAA
Molecule: messenger RNA, 1678 nt
Organism: Penaeus indicus
Lineage: Eukaryota; Metazoa; Arthropoda; Malacostraca; Decapoda; Penaeidae
Exons: 3
Coding region: 45-563 (172 amino acids)
Source: RefSeq, a predicted model, not a curated record